AUAUAAGUUGCAUGAAAAACGAGUAAAACUUGUCUCUAUCUAUUGUGCAACAACCCAUGAAUAUUAUAAUUAGAAUCAUCAUUCCAGAUAACAUUAACAACGCACAAGUCAGAACACACAACACACAUCCACAUUCCGAUGGAGGAGGAGUCUUUCUCAUACUCAUACUCAUGGGAGAAUUGGGAUCUUCAUAUGGAAAUGGAUUACAACGACGACGACGAGGAGUUUCUGAGAGACAUCCUUCAGCAACCAGCCUUCGAUGACUCCAAAGUGUCUGAAAAUGAUUCCAAAACGCCUCGUCGUUUUGCUUCUUCUCCCCAGACAUUCAUUCUGUCCUUCGAUGACUCCACCAUGGUACCGGCCACACCCGAACCCUCUUCGAAUAACUCUACAACUUUACCUGCCAAACGGGCCUUGGGCCCAGAAGCGGUAGCAAGGCCCAAUCAAGGAGCUAAGAAGGUUAGAAGCUCUUCUCAGACGGUGGAUCACAUAAUGGCCGAGAGAAGAAGGAGACAAGAACUAACAGAGAGGUUCAUAGCACUUUCAGCCACGAUUCCCGGCUUGAACAAGACAGACAAGGCCUCGGUACUGCGAGCAGCAAUAGAUUAUGUGAAAGAACUCAAAGAACAAAUUCAGGAACUCGAAAAACAAGACAAAACAAGGAGCUUGCUGAAGAAACGGGAUCCAUCUAAUAUUCCCGAGAUAGAAGCAAGAGUGUUGGGAAAGGAAGUGCUCAUUGAGAUUCACUGUGAGAAACAAAAUGGUAUUCAGUUUAUAUUAUUGGACCACCUUGAAAAUCUUCAUCUCACUGUCACCGCUAGCAGUGUCUUACCAUUUGGAAAUUCUGCUCUAAGCAUUACCAUCACAGCUCAGAUGGGUGAGGCGUACAAGAUGACGGUGGAUGAUCUAGUGAAAAACAUCAGACAAGUGCUCCCAGACUCGCAUGUGCUCAGCGACAGUGAUCCGUACUAGUGUAUCAAACAGCAAGUUGUAUGUUGUCUAUGGAAUUAGAAACUUUUGUUUUUCUUGCUCUCUUUCAUUUUGGCUUGUAUUCUUGUUGAUCUUAACUAAUAAACAAAAUGUAUGUUUGGAAUUAGUUUAUGUUCCGUAUCCACUAGAAUAUAUAUCAUAAAAGUUC
Cajanus cajan (pigeon pea) is the source of this 1138-nucleotide messenger RNA. RefSeq names its product transcription factor bHLH18. Lineage: Eukaryota; Viridiplantae; Streptophyta; Magnoliopsida; Fabales; Fabaceae. Gene Ontology annotation, molecular function: protein dimerization activity. The record is from RefSeq and is a predicted model, not a curated record.